Messenger RNA from Dermochelys coriacea (leatherback sea turtle), 1535 nucleotides. Its product is annotated as probable small intestine urate exporter. The record is from RefSeq and is a predicted model, not a curated record. NCBI's taxonomy places the organism in Eukaryota, Metazoa, Chordata, Testudines, Dermochelyidae. Gene Ontology annotation, biological process: monoatomic anion transport. Gene Ontology annotation, molecular function: transmembrane transporter activity.
GCAAGAACAGCUCACGGAGUUCUCUGCUCCCCCUCCCCCCAGAGCCGCAGGGACAGGGUGCCCACGGAGCGGAGUGGCACGGGGCCAGGACAGGCAGGGAGCCUACCCUGGCCCCGGUGCGCGCCCCUGCCACCCCGGAGCCACUCAAGGGAAGAACUGCAGGAGGUCGGUAGAGAGGAGAUGGUCCCUGUGCCUUCGGUUCACUGGUGUCUAUUCCAGAAGUUGUGGAGAUGCUGCCGGGAGGAGGACUGGACGUCAGCUUUGAUUACAGGAGAGAAUGCAGCAAAGCACUGAGGACCGUCCAGAGUCAGAUCAGGAAGAUGCUGCCCCUCUGCUCAACCAGCAGUUGUCACUUGGGAAAGGACUCUGCUCAGCUUGCUACAGCCUGGUUCUCAUCCUGCACUUCUCCCUCUUCAUGAUGUAUUCGCUCCGGGUCAAUCUCAGUAUCGCCAUCACAGUCAUGACGAACGGCACCAACCCGGGCAGCCUGCCCAAUAGCUCCACGGACGUGUGUCCCAAUCGCUCCCACACUCAGCCCAACGGCUCCCACCGAGAAUUCACCCAAGGAGAUGCAUUUUUGGGACCUUCAUCACCUUCCCUGCAGCUGGAAUCAUCUGCCAGUAUGUGGGGUGGCCUUACGUCUUCGAGCUUGGGACAAUGGGACCUUCUCCAAGGCAUCUCUCACGGACGGGCCCUUCUACUCCUGGCCAUGAUUAAAUCGCUGUCUCUUUGGGCCAUUGCAGUCCGUUUCUGCAAUGAGUGGCUGUUCUACACGCUGCUGAUGUCAAUGCCAACGUACAUGAAUGAGGUGCUCCACUUUGACAUCGGAGAGAAUGGUCUCCUCACUGCACUUCCUUACAUUGGGAACUGGCUGGGUACCAUUGUGUCGGGGGUGCUGGCAGACUUCCUCCUGUCCAAGCUAGUGUUCAGCAUAGCAACACUUCGGAAGCUCUUCUCGGUGCUGGGGAUGAUGCUCCCAGCCGCCUUCCUGGUGGCCGUGUCCUACGUCGGUUGUGAUUACACAGCAGCUGUGGUCUUUCUGACAUUGUCCAUGACUGCAAUCAGCACGUGCGGGGCUGGUUUCUACAUUAACCGGAUGGACAUUGCUCCCAGUUACGCUGGGUUUGUGCCGGGAGCCAAAAACACCUUCGGAACAGGAAAUAAUUCGGGAAUAAUUGCUCCCACCGCAGUUGGAUUCCUCACCAUCCAGGACCUCCUGACUGGCUGGAGGAAUGUCUUCUGCAUGUCAGCGGCCCUAAAUCUCUUUGACCCUCUGUUCUAUAUAACCUUUGGCAGUGGAACUAUCCAGGAUUGGGCUAGAGAGGACACUGCUCUCCAGUGAAAUGCCAAGACAUCCUGCCAGGGGAAGAAUGUGUAACCAAGGCAGGAGGCGGAAAACACCCUAGUGAACAUAGAUUAAUUAAGUUUCAGAGUAGCAACCGUGUUAGUCUGUAUUCGCAAAAAGAAAAGGAGUACUUGUGGCACCUUGGAGACUAACAAAUUUAUUUGAGCAUAAGCUUUUGUGAGCUACAGCU